Messenger RNA from Babesia ovata, 2163 nucleotides. Its product is annotated as acetyl-coenzyme A synthetase. Bases 1 to 2163 code for a protein of 720 amino acids. The record is from RefSeq and is a predicted model, not a curated record. The transcript has 2 exons. Gene Ontology annotation, molecular function: AMP binding; acetyl-CoA synthetase activity. NCBI's taxonomy places the organism in Eukaryota, Apicomplexa, Aconoidasida, Piroplasmida, Babesiidae.
AUGUCGCAGUCACUGACGGAAGACUCGAAACGACGCAAGAAAGAUAACUCUGACGCAACUAUGAUCCCUGAGCACGGUGUUACACCCGCGUCCGGUAGCGGGCCCGACGCGAUGAGCUCCGCUGACGAGUUUCUCCCUCAGUUCGAUGGCGGCGUUGAGCGUGACGUGAGCCUUCUGGGCAAGUCCUACGACAUCAUAGCCAGAGAGGGCCACCGUUACCACGUCAAUGGGCUGGCUGAGUAUCAGGAAAUGUACCGUCGUAGCAUGGUCGACCCCGAAGGGUUCUGGGGUGACAUGGCGCGUCGUGAACUCCGUUGGAUGAGCCCCUUCUACCGCGUGUUCAGCGGCGGGUUCCAAGCGGCUGACUUCAGUUGGUUCCUGGGCGGAAAGCUGAACGCGUGCGACAACUGUGUCGACCGCUGGGCCGAAGAAAGACCCGACGUUGCUGCCAUCAUUUUCGAAGGUGACGACCCGAAGGAUAACCGGACGGUGACCUUCUACGAGCUCAAACAAAAUGUCUGUCGGGUGGCUAAUGUGCUAAAGCGGUAUGGCGUGAGGAAGGGUGACACCGUCACGCUCUACAUGGCAUGUGUUCCGGAGCUCGCCUUCGCCAUGCUGGCUUGCGCCCGCAUUGGGGCGAUACACAACGUGAUUUUCGGCGGAUUUUCAGCUGCCAGUGUCGGCGAACGAAUCAGAGACGCCAACUGCCAGGUAGUGGUCACAGUUGACGAGACCACGCGUGGGGGCAAGCGCAUUCCCAUGAAAAGCAUUGUGGACGAGGCGCUUAGGGACUGCCCAGAUGUGAGAUGCUGUUUCGUGUACUCUAAAACGGGUGACGAGGCGUAUUUUGUGAAGGGUCGUGACAUCUGGCUUGAGGAAGCACUCACCAGAGAGAGGCCGUACUGUCCGCCGGAGAUGAUGGACAGCGAAGACACACUGUUCUAUCUGUACACUUCGGGUUCUACUGGCAAACCGAAGGGUGUGGCUCACACGACGGGAGGAUACUUGCUGUACGCCCUUGCGACAACAAAGUACAUCUUUGACACAAGGCAGGGUGACAUCUUCGGCUGCAUGGCGGACCUGGGUUGGAUUACCGGGCACACCUACGUCGUUUAUGGCCCAUUGUUGAACGGAGUCACAACAUUCAUGUUCUCGUCACUGCCGAACUACCCUGAUCCCGGGCGCUACUGGCGCAUGAUAGAGCAGUACCGCAUAACGCAAUUCUAUACCGCGCCAACCGCCAUCCGUCUACUUAUGCGUUUCGGCGAUGAUUAUCCGGCGCGUUACGAUGUGAGUUCUGCGCGGGUCCUCGGCACAGUUGGCGAACCCAUUAACCCCGAAGCUUGGUUGUGGUACUACAACGUCGUAGGUCGCGCCCGCAGCACGAUUGUUGACACGUAUUGGCAAACGGAGACUGGAGGCAUCGUGAUUGCGCCCAUUCCCGGCGCCAUAAGAACCAAAGCUGGAUCGGCUACACUGCCGUUCUUCGGCAUUGAUGUCGGUCUAGUCGACGCCAAAACAGGCCAGGAGAUCCUUGGCAACGGUACCAGCGGACUUCUGGUACUGCGUAGGCCGUGGCCUGGUCUAUUUCGCACACUAUCUGGCAAUCAUCAGCGCGGGCUGGACGUGUACUUCACAAAGGUACCAGGUUGCUACCUCACCGGAGACGCUGCCUAUCGUGACGAUGAUGGCUACAUCUGGAUCAACGGCCGCGUAGACGACACACUCAACGUCUCCGGUCACCGCAUAGGUUCGGCUGAUAUCGAGCAUGCGCUGGUGCAGGUGGACUACGUGGCGGAGGCCGCCGCGGUUGCCUUCCCCCACCCCAUCAAGGGCCAGGCCAUUUUCUGUUUCGUGACACUUAAGGACUCCUGUAAUGUCACGGGAGACCAGAUGGUGCAAGAGUUACGCCAGUCGGUGCGCCGGCUUGUAGGGCCGUUCGCGACACCCGACAUCAUCACCGCCACCCCGAACAUGCCGAAAACACGCAGCGGGAAGAUCAUGCGCCGCAUUUUACGAAAGCUCGUCAGCAACCAAGCCGACGAACUUGGCGACAUUUCGACGCUCGCCGACCCGUCUGUUGUGGAGGGUCUCGUGGGGAUUUGCAGGGAUGCGCUAGACAAGUACAUGGCAAGUUUGAACGCCUGCAUGGCAAAAAAUUAG